AUGGAACCUCAGAGUGCCAGAGUUAGGACCGUUCUCGUCACCGGUGCGAAUGGAUACAUUGGCAACGCUGUCGCGAGAGGAUUCGUUCGCGCCGGCUGGAUCACGUACGGCCUCGUCAGGUCCCCCUCGAGUGCGCACUCACUUGCUGCUGAGGAGAUUCUGCCUAUAAUAGGCAGCAUCGGCGAUGUUGGCACGCACGAUGAGAUCAAAAGCCAGCUGCCCCCGGCCCUCGACGCCAUCGUCUCCACCACCGAAGACCACAGCGACUAUGUUCAGCACUACACUGCUAUCAUCAGUCUUCUGCGCACAGUGGCAUCAAGAAGUGUGGAAGACGGGAUCAGGCCACUAGUCAUCUUUACCUCGGGUUGCAAGGACUACGGGCUGGGUCCUCACUUCGCCAACGAUCCCUCCCUCAGCCCUCACACCGAGCUGAGUCCCAUCCGUCCACCAGUUUUCGCCGCGCUGCGUGCAGAAUAUUCUCAAAAGAUUCUCGAGCACGACGACCUCUUUUCCCCAGUCUUGGUGAGGCCCACGAAUGUCCACGGACGGUCGUCAAGCUUCUAUGGUAUCUUCCUGAGCGUUGCCAACCAGGUUGCCACAGACGACAAGCCAUUAGUGAUGCCGGUCCCACCAGACAGCAUUGUCCACAGCAUGCAUGUCGAUGACUGCGGUGACGCGUAUGUCGCUAUCGCAGCGCAUCCACGGCGGGAAGACGUCUCGGGACAGGUCUUCAAUAUCUCUGCGCGGAGGUACGAGACGGUGGAUGAGGUGGGGAGGGCACUAGCUGCUGAAUAUGGUAUCUCGGAGGGGCUGAAGUACGUUGACAAGAAGGAUCUGGGGCAGGGAGAGAGUCCAUGGCCCCCGGGACUGGUGGACUUUCCCCAAUGGACAGGAUCCGAGAAGCUUAGGAGCAUCACGGGCUGGAGAGACCAUCGGCCGUUGUUCUCAGAGGCGAUUCAUGUUUAUCGGGUGGCGUAUGAUGCAGCGCAAUCAGCUGGACACGAGAAUGUCCAAAAGGUGGGCAAGCUCUACGAGACAGCGUUGUCCACUGGGCGAUGGAGAAGGGUUUAA
This is a messenger RNA of Diaporthe citri, 1071 nucleotides long. RefSeq lists its product as uncharacterized. The transcript has a single exon. The record is from RefSeq and is a predicted model, not a curated record. The coding region runs from base 1 to 1071 and encodes 356 amino acids. Lineage: Eukaryota; Fungi; Ascomycota; Sordariomycetes; Diaporthales; Diaporthaceae.